AAUGGGCGUUGCGUUCUGAACUUCUCUGAAAGGUGUGGCGAUUUUGACAUACUGUGAAAUUCCUCCCUUGACAUCAAACCUCUCCUCUCACAUAGAUUAAGACUGUUUCUCUACAAACACAACAAUGUCUGUUUGGGAUGACUUGGACCUGCUCUUAGACUCCCCCUCCUCAUUGACUGUGACUUCCAGUGCAAGAGGAACUAUAAAGGACAAGGCAAACUUCAAAGUGGAAGAAGAUGUGGCUGCACUAAGGAAGGCCAUGGAGGGCCUUGGUACAACAGAAAAAACAUUGAUUGAAGUGUUGACCCAAAGAAGUAAUGCUCAGCGUCAGCUUAUUGCCAAGGCCUAUGAGAAGGGCACAGGAAGGAAAUUAGUAGCUGACCUGGAGGGUGACACCCAUGGAGACUUUGAAGACUUGUUAGUAGCCUUGGUAACACCUCCUGCUGUCUAUGACUGUCAUGAAGUCAUCAAAGCCAUCAAGGGCGCAGGGACCACAGAGAGUACGCUGACAGAAAUCUUUGCCUCGAGAUCCAACAGACAGAUAAACACCAUAUCUGAAACAUACCUGGCAGAAACGGGAAGGUCGCUGAUUCAUGAUCUGCAGUCAGAGGUGUCUGGAGAUUAUGGCAAAGCACUGCUCACCUUGGCUGAGGGAAAGAGAGACGAGAGCACCAAUGUGGAUACUGCCAAAGCUAAAGCAGAUGCUAAGGCGCUGUAUGAAGCAGGGGAGAAGAAGUGGGGUACUGAUGAGGACAAGUUUAUUGACAUCCUGUGCCACAGGAGUAUUCCCCAGCUUCGACAGACUCUGGUUGAGUACAAGAAUAUUAGCAAGAAGACUCUGCAGGAGAGCAUUGAGAGCGAGAUGUCUGGAAACAUGGAGAAGCUACUGGUGGCUGUCGUUAAAUGUGUGAAGAGCGUUCCUGCAUACUUCGCCGAGAGGCUUUUCAAGAGCAUGAAGGGUUUAGGGACCACAGAGUCCUCUCUGACCAGGAUACUUGUCAGCCGCUCAGAGAUUGAUUUGUUGGACAUAAGAGCCGAGUACAAGAAGCUGUUUGGAUGUUCCCUCUACUCCCAGUUAGAGUCUGAAGUUUCGGGCAGUUAUGGCAACACCCUGAAACAUCUCUGUGGCCAAGACGACUAACUCCUCCCAUUUCUUGUGAUGUGAAACAUAUGGUGUAAAUUGCAGCUUUAUCAAAAAGUAGACGUGAAGAGCUGCAUCUAAUGAUAAUGAUGACCAGUCACUUACCUUUUCAUUAGAUUCAUACCGAUACAUUUGCCUGAGCUUAGCCGGGACGAUGACUGGAACUAACCAUUUCAAAAUGCUUUUUAAUGUGGAAUUCCAAUAAUGUGCAACUAGAUGUUAAUGUUUUCACUACCGUGCCGUGUAGACUGGAUGAUUCAAACACCAACACUUCAACAGUAGCUGAAAUUCAUGCAUAUGAAGUUGUUUAUAUUCCAUGUGACUGAUAUAACUGCUAACGUCUAACUUCAGUAUUAUCUUGUGGUAUAUUGUAACACAAAAAGCUUUAAAGUUGGCAACAUAC
Seriola dumerili (greater amberjack) is the source of this 1544-nucleotide messenger RNA. RefSeq names its product annexin A3-like (gene anxa3b). Bases 125 to 1141 code for a protein of 338 amino acids. The transcript has 14 exons. Gene Ontology annotation, molecular function: phospholipase inhibitor activity; calcium-dependent phospholipid binding; calcium ion binding. Gene Ontology annotation, cellular component: cytoplasm. NCBI's taxonomy places the organism in Eukaryota, Metazoa, Chordata, Actinopteri, Carangiformes, Carangidae. The record is from RefSeq and is a predicted model, not a curated record.